UUUUGCUUCAACUUCAGCAGCAGCAGCAGCGCAACCCCAGCAGUGCCGGAGGCGGUCAACUUCAAUCAAACUGCUCUUCUCUCCUUCAUCCAUGGAUAUAUCCGCCGUCCGUUGCGUUCCGUUCCGUUUCGUUCGUGCCUAGGCCUUACUCUGUGAUGUGUCGGUCGGUUCGAUUCAACUUCAGUCAAUCGCGCCUGCUGAGUCAGUCAUUGAGGAACGGUUCACGAGUGCGGACGAGUAUUUUUCGCUGUCGCUCGCGAGCGAGCUUUUGAUCUAACUUGUGAAUAGAAAAACAAUCAUUCGGUUACGGGUUCGGUUGUUGUUCUUGGAGGACUUUGUGCGUUUUCGUUGGUGAAGUGUUUUUGUUAUGCAGACGAUUGUCGAAUUUUGCGGUGUUUAUGACAGGGAGAAGUUUUCGUGAAUAAAAUAGUGAAUCGGAUGAUGUUUUGAGUGAGUUUUAUCUAAGAAAGGGGUUCUAAAGAUUGAAUGUACAAUGAUCGUAGUUUAGAAGCGAUAAACAUCUUACUUGAAGUGAGCUGAGAUUUUAAAAUACACGAGAAUAAAGGAUAAGGUGAUUUGUUUCCAUCAAGUAACCAUGGCAACGAGUAAAGGCGAGUACCGAUGCCUACUAGGAUUGAUGCUGUCAGUUUUGUGGCUCGCAGUGGAUUCAGCCGGAGCGGUUGAUGAGCUCAAAUGUGAACUGAUCACGGUAUCGGCCUGUCAGAAUUUGGUGUACAACAUGACGGUAGCUUCGGCACCAAUCACGUCGGCAAUAUCCACGGGCAGUGGUUCCGGCAAUUCAACUGGAUCGGGCGAGGGCACCAGCGGUGAAACCGGCGCAAUUAGAUCGCAACUGGAUGCGGAACUAUUGAUUACAUCGCUCCGGCCGGUGAUCGAUUCGGGAUGCUCCAAGCAGGCCCUGUUCCUGUUCUGUUCGUCGCUGUUCCCGCUGUGUUCGGCCAAUGCCCCACGGCCGGUGCAACCGUGCCGAUCGCUGUGCGAGCAGGUUCGCAAGGACUGUUUCAGCGAUGCCGUUUUCAGCAAACUGUGGCCCUCCUAUCUGGACUGCCGGACGCUGCCCCAGCCGGAGAACCACGGGCUGUGCAUGCAGGUCCCCCCAGAAGCCUCCGGAAGCGUUGAGAAGAAUUACAGCAAUCCUGCCGCAGCCGCCCCCGCGAACGUACCCGUCAAACCUUGGUCCAUCUUCAACCUUCCGCAGCUACAGCACCACGCGGCUCGUCAGCACCCCAAUUCGCUCCUCGAGCCCGGCGCCACCCGGCCCUCCUCGGGCCAUCAUUCCACCCCGCCGGUCUCCUGUCCCAUCAACUACACCCUCGAGUACGACCAGUGCGUCCCCAAGUGCGGAUCCUCGAUCGAUGCCAUGUACAACGCGCGCCAGAAGGAAACCAUCGAGUUCUGGACCCUGAUCCUGUCGGCGGCCUGCUUCAUCUUCACGCUCAUGUCGCUGGUCACGUUCUGGACCAAGGCCUCCAAGUUCGAGUACCCGGAUCGGCCCCUGCUCUUCAUGACCCUCUGCUACAACCUGAUGGGUCUGUGCUACCUCGAGAGAACUAUCCUCCACAACCCCCGGAAAGAAUUGAUCGACCUGCUGGAAUUUCGCCAAGAAUGCAACAUAACGUCCCAAUGCCUGGCUUACUACAUCAUCAAGAACUACCUGCUCAUCAGCGCCACCACCUGGUGGCUGAUCUUCGGCGUCUGCUGGUACCUCAGCACCGCCAAGCAAUGGUCCUGUGAAGCCCUCGAGAAGAAGUCCGGGCUCUUCCACGUGAUGGCCUGGGUCGUACCGUUCGCCUCACCCAUCAGCGCCCUCCUCCGUGGCAACAUCCAGAAGUUCGAGCUCACAAACUUCUGCACCGCCAAGGGCUUCACCGAAAUCCCUGCCCUGAUCCUACUCCUUGCCGGAGCGACCCUCAUCCUCCUCGCCCUAAUCGCUCUGAAACGCCUCAAAUCCACCUGGAACCAGAGCGAAACCCUCUCCAAAGUCUUCGUCCGGGUCCUACUCUUCGCCAUCAUCUACCUCAUCCCCGCCCUGUCCGCCAUCAUCUGCACCUUCUUCGAACGCAUCGAGAACCCCAUCGAACCUUGCCCGUCCGGAUCCACCUGCUCCUCUCCACAGAAAUUCUCCCUCCUACCAACGCUCCUCAAGCUGAUCCUCACCCUGAUCGGAGGUUCCACCACCGGCAUCUGGCUGUGGACCAAGCAUUCCUCGGACCUGUCCAAGAAGGUUAGCGGCACGAACUCGGCCAACGGAUCGCUCAAAUCCGUGCCGCUGCUCAAGGUCAACCACCCGGCCGCGUCCGUAGUGGGCAUCGGAAGCCCCUAUCGGAGUACGACCUCUUCCAUCGGAGGUGGCACCGGUGGAACCGGUCACCAGAGCUCCAACUCUAAGAAGUACCUCUACAACUCGGCGUACAGCACUGGAGGUAGCCAUCGGAGCGGUUCCAACGGGUACAUGCCGGUGCGGAUACAUCGCAGCCUGAGGGGAUCGUCUUCCAGCGGACGAGGCGUGACUUCGUCGAUCAUUACGAGGAUUUGAGGCGGGUCAGGGGAAGACGGUUCAACAAGAGGUGAAAGCUUUAAAUGGGAGGGAAUCGGAGUUGCGUAAACACAAACGAGCAUACAUUUUUAAUCACUGUGAUAUAGGUUUUGUAAGUUAGUUUUAGAAGAGAGAAGCCUUAUUGGAUCAAUGUUUUGUAUUAAAAUGGUAAGAAUAGUGUGUGGAAAACAUUGUUGGUAUUUAUUUACUGUGUAAAUGAUAAAUUUGAGAAGUACCUAAACUGGAAUCAUCAAAAGUAGCUUUCAAAUAAAUGUACAUACUGGUGUGGACAAAAUCGAGAGUUUGGAGCGACAAAUAAAAAUUGCUUCAAUCAGGUCGAGAAACACGAAAAAUAAAAUUUUAUAUAUGCAUACUUUUGAAAAAUUUCAAUUUUUCUAAUUCCUUUUUGUUCAAUUGUUCAACUAAUGAUCCAGAAAAUAUAUUUUCUAUGCUUAGUUAGGUAUAUGCGUUGUAAAUUUGCGAAACAUGAAUGUCAAAUAGAAUGUAGUCGGAACGAUUCUAGAAACGGUUAAGAAAGUUAGCUAACAAAUACAAUUGAUUGUGUAUAUUUAUGAGUAGGAACCAUAUUUCAAAAUGGAAAUAAUAAUGACGUUUAAAAACAA
Aedes aegypti (yellow fever mosquito) is the source of this 3180-nucleotide messenger RNA. RefSeq names its product frizzled-3. The transcript has 3 exons. Bases 596 to 2557 code for a protein of 653 amino acids. Gene Ontology annotation, biological process: non-canonical Wnt signaling pathway; canonical Wnt signaling pathway. The record is from RefSeq and is a predicted model, not a curated record. Gene Ontology annotation, molecular function: Wnt receptor activity; Wnt-protein binding. NCBI's taxonomy places the organism in Eukaryota, Metazoa, Arthropoda, Insecta, Diptera, Culicidae. Gene Ontology annotation, cellular component: plasma membrane.